Trifolium pratense (red clover) is the source of this 977-nucleotide messenger RNA. Its product is annotated as RING-H2 finger protein ATL47-like. Bases 1 to 906 code for a protein of 301 amino acids. The record is from RefSeq and is a predicted model, not a curated record. NCBI's taxonomy places the organism in Eukaryota, Viridiplantae, Streptophyta, Magnoliopsida, Fabales, Fabaceae. The transcript has a single exon.
AUGGCAGCAUCGCCGUCUCCUCAACCACCUCUCUAUGCGUCGUUGCAAACUUUUAAUGACUGCAAUAGUAGUAACAACAAAGAAACAACAACUUCUUCAUCUAUAAGCAAAAUCAGUCCACUUAUUUUGUUGGUUAUAAUAGUACUAGCAAUUAUCUUCUUUCUCUAUGGACUUAUCCAAUUAGUCCUAUGGUUUCUGAUGAAAAGGCCAUCUUCUUCAUCACAUUAUAAUUCCAACAGAUUCCAAGAAUCCACCCGAACCCGCGCUUUUCAGAGACAACUACAACACCUAUUUCAUUUACAUGAUUCAGGUCUAGAUCAAGCUGUCAUAAACACUCUUCCUAUUUUCAGCUACAAAGAUUUAUUGGGUUUGAAGGAACCUUUUGACUGCGCUGUAUGUCUCUGUGAGUUUUCUGAUCAGGAGAAGCUGAGAUUAGUUCCAAUGUGUAGCCAUGCUUUUCACAUGAAUUGUCUUGACACAUGGCUUCUGUCAAAUUCUACAUGUCCUCUUUGUAGAGCAAAUAUCUCUAGCUGUAGUUUCCCUUUGGAGAAUGUGAGUGUUGAUGAUUCUUUGGUUAGUGAAAGAGAAAUAAUCGUAGAAGAAGAUAAAGUUGGGAAAAGAGUGUUUUCUGUUAGACUUGGAAAAUUCAGAAAUAAUGAAUUGGAGGAUGGUAGUAGUAGUUGUAGUUUGGAUGAGAGGAGAUGUUAUUCGAUGAGUUCGUAUCAGUAUGUGUUUUGCGAUUCAAAUUUGCAAGUGGUUUUGUCUCAAUCUUGUGAUGAUGAAAAUGGGAAUGUAGAGGGAAAGAGGAUAGGGAACACAGCCAAAGUUGAGAGUUUUUCUGUUUCUAAGAUAUGGCUUUGGUCUAAGAAGAACAAAUUUACUAGUUCUAAUGCUGAUUUUCCUUGAUUUUUUUCUUCUUGUAAGAAACUGAGAAAGGUAAAUGUAUGAUAUGAGGAAGCUCCAUUUUCUUGUUCUAA